AUGGCGAUGCAAGUUAUGAAAGGGAGUUUCUUUUGGAAGAUGGCUGUGGAAAACAACCUUAACAUCAUGGAACUUAAAAUGACCAUGAGAAGCUUAGAACCACGAAUUCGAAAAUGCUAUGAAGAAGCACCCAUUCACCUUAACUCUAACGAACUUUUAGAGAUGAUGCUCUUUGAUGGUUGUUUUAUUGUUCAGUUAAUCCAGGGGAUUUAUCCAGUAGAGGAUAUUUUUCAAGUGGGACGUAUUCAAACUGACAUUCGUCAUGAUUUAUUACUGCUAGAAAACCAGCUUCCUUUCUUUGUGCUUUUUGAGUUGUAUCGGAUGAUGAAACAUGAGGAAUUUAAAGCAAAAGAAGCAGCAGCAGUACAAGCAUCGACAGCAGUAGUAGUAGCAGCAGCAAAACCAAAUUCCCAACGCUCAUGGAAGUUCAUACGUAGCGCAACAGAGCUGGAAGGUGCUGGAAUCAGUUUCUUUGGUGAUCAUAUUGAGAAGAUGAAAGAUCAGAACCAAGGGAUAGAGGUCAUGUUUGAUAUAAUGUUCACCAAAGAUACCAAAGUACUCAAGAUUCCAACCUUACAAGUCAACGAUUGUACAGAGUCUUUGUUCCGUAAUUACAUGGCCUAUGAACAGUUCUUCCCAAGGGGGAAACCAAUUUAUUUUGUUGAUUAUGUGGUGUUCAUGAAUAACCUCAUCAACACAGGCAAGGAUGUGCAACUACUUUGUGAAAGUGGAGUUAUUGAUAAUUGGUUAGGAGACGAUGAAGCAGUUGCCCUAAUGUUUAACAAGCUUCGGGACUCCAUUUACAUGAUGUCUGAAGACUUCUACUAUGAUGACAUAUUUGGUAGGGUAAACGAGCAUUGCCAAAGAAAAUGGAACAAAUGGAAGGCAGCAUUGAAGAAAAAUUAUUUUAACACUCCCUGGUCCCUCAUAUCAUUUCUUGCUGCACUUGUCUUGCUCCUGCUUACCCUGCUGCGAACUGUUGGUGUUUGA
Messenger RNA from Gossypium arboreum, 990 nucleotides. RefSeq names its product UPF0481 protein At3g47200-like. NCBI's taxonomy places the organism in Eukaryota, Viridiplantae, Streptophyta, Magnoliopsida, Malvales, Malvaceae. Bases 1 to 990 code for a protein of 329 amino acids. The transcript has 2 exons. The record is from RefSeq and is a predicted model, not a curated record.